This is a messenger RNA of Chenopodium quinoa (quinoa), 675 nucleotides long. RefSeq lists its product as uncharacterized. NCBI's taxonomy places the organism in Eukaryota, Viridiplantae, Streptophyta, Magnoliopsida, Caryophyllales, Amaranthaceae. The transcript is spliced from 6 exons. The coding region runs from base 1 to 675 and encodes 224 amino acids. The record is from RefSeq and is a predicted model, not a curated record.
AUGGAGCAAGGGAAGAAGGAAACUAAGAGAGUGCUGAUAACAUUUGACAUCGAUAGAACCUUUAUUCGAAGCACUGGUCCCAAUUCCAACCACCUUCAUCGUCAAGCUUUUUCCCAUGCUUUGCUCCAAGUUUUUGGAAUUGAUGGUACAAUCGAUGUCAUUCAGCAUCAUGGUUCGACCGAUCCUGCAAUCCUUGUGAACACGCUUGUCCACUAUGGGAUACCAUCUGAGGUUUCUACUGAAAAGCUCUCGGAUUUAAAGUCAAAGAUGAUUGAAUAUGCUAAGGGUCAUGCUAAAGACAUUGGAGAGGGUCUUGAAGUUACUGGCAACUUGGAAGAGGUUGCAUGGAUGAAGAUGGAAGGCUUGGGCAUCGAGAAAUAUUUUAGUGUUCCACAUAUUGGAGGGUUUGGGAGUGAUCACAUUGACCGAGGUCACCUUGUCAAAAUUGCAGCAGAAAGGGCUGAAAAGCUUUUUCCGGGGAAAUUUGAUUUGCGAGUGCAUGUUGGAGAUACACCAAAUGAUAUUCGAGCAGCUGAAUUUGGGGGAGCUUUGGCAAUUGGUGUUUGCACUGGCAUCUUUGGGAAGGAGGAGCUGGAUCCAGCUAGCACUGGAGGAGCUGUCGUUCUCCAAAAUCUUUCUGAUUGUGAGAGCUUCUUAAAUUUGCUGGGUCUUUGA